Messenger RNA from Megalops cyprinoides (Indo-Pacific tarpon), 2208 nucleotides. Its product is annotated as heparan sulfate 2-O-sulfotransferase 1-like. Gene Ontology annotation, molecular function: heparan sulfate 2-sulfotransferase activity. NCBI's taxonomy places the organism in Eukaryota, Metazoa, Chordata, Actinopteri, Elopiformes, Megalopidae. Bases 703 to 1770 code for a protein of 355 amino acids. The record is from RefSeq and is a predicted model, not a curated record. Gene Ontology annotation, cellular component: membrane. The transcript is spliced from 7 exons.
UUAUAAACAUGAAUUAACAGACUAGUUAGCGAGCUAGAUAACGAACUCUAAAACUCGAAAGCAUGAUUCUCAGUAAAAAUGUGUAAUUUUAUAUUUCACUCGGGCAGCUCUGACUGUCAUACGGAGCGUCCUAUAUUUUGCUGUAGAAUAUGGCAGCAUGACCAACAUUACCCAAUCACGGCGCAGAAAAACGUAAUAUACCUUACAAUUGACAAAUAAAUGAGAAAUGGUGUUUUUGCAGCUACAGCCAAUAGUUGUAUUCCUGGGUGAGAAUAUUAAUUGGCGUUGGCGUGCAUGUGUGGUUAUUGUGUGACGCAGGACACUCUUUAUAAGAUCAGCGGGGAGAUAGAGGCGACUGUGUCCAGCACGAAAGCGUUUGGGUCUCCGGAGAAGAACUGAGUCUGAGCGCUUCCCCCACUCACAUGGGAGGCGACUCAUGGAGCGUCUGUUCUGUAGUUAGCGACAUGCCGCUUUGCUCUGACCACCUUCACCCAGCCAUAGUCAUAUCUCAGAUACCUAAACUAGCUCUACAGUAAUCGAAGGAGCUACACACCCAGUCAGUUAACCUGGAGGAAAAAAGCGUAGCUGGCUAGCUAGCUAGCUGGCUAACGUUAGCUAUUGGAGCUGAGCAUCAUUCUUAUUUUUGUUGCCGUUUUCUUUUCUUUAAACAAAUCGCGACAUGACUUGUGAUCAGACAGUUUGAUGGGGCUCCUAAGGAUUAUGAUGCCUCCCAAGUUUCAGCUCCUGGCGGUGUUGGUAUUUGGAGUGGCAAUGCUCUUCCUUGAAAACCAGAUACAGAAGCUGGAGGAGUCCCGGGGAAAGCUUGAACGUGCCAUUGUCAGACACGAGGUGCGGGAAAUUGAACAGCACCACACCUUGGACGGCAGCAGGGAUAUUCUGCUGGAAGAGAGCGAUGAUAUGGUCAUCAUCUACAACCGUGUGCCCAAAACAGCCAGCACCUCCUUCACAAACAUCGCCUACGAUCUGUGUGGCAAGAACAAGUACCAUGUUCUCCACAUCAACACCACCAAGAACAAUCCCAUCAUGUCUCUGCAGGACCAAGUGCGGUUUGUGAGGAACGUCACAUCCUGGAGGGAGAUGAAGCCAGGAUUCUAUCAUGGACACGUGGCCUUCCUAGAUUUUACAAAGUUUGGAGUGAAGAGAAAGCCUAUCUAUAUCAAUGUCAUCCGGGACCCCAUAGAGCGUCUGGUGUCUUACUACUACUUCCUGCGCUUUGGAGAUGACUACAGGCCAGGCCUGAGACGGAGGAAGCAGGGUGAUAAGAAAACCUUCGAUGAAUGUGUGUCUGCGGGUGGAUCUGACUGUGCUGCUGAGAAGCUUUGGCUCCAGAUUCCCUUCUUCUGUGGUCACUACUCCGAAUGCUGGAACGUGGGAAGUAGAUGGGCUCUGGAGCAGGCCAAGUACAACCUGGUGAACAAGUACCUGUUGGUGGGUGUGACAGAGGAGCUAGAGGACUUUAUCAUGAUGCUGGAGGCAGCACUGCCACGCUAUUUCAGGGGCGCGACAGAGCUCUACCGCACAGGGAAGAAAUCCCACCUAAGGAAGACGAGUGAGAAGAAGCCCCCCACCAAGGAGUCUAUUGCAAAGCUGCAGCAGUCUGACAUUUGGAAGAUGGAGAACGAGUUCUAUGAGUUCGUGCUGGAGCAGUUUCAAUUUGUCCGAGCACAUGCUGUGCGGGAAAAAGAUGGGGAGCUGUACCUUCUUGCUCAGAACUACUUCUAUGAGAAGAUCUAUCCCAAAAUGAGCUAAAAUUGUUGGAUUACCAGAACAACAUUUACAAAAGACUGUGAGCUUCAGCCUCAAACUGUUGUCACAUACACUGCUGCGAAAAAGAAAGAAGGAAACCAUUACACCACAUUGCAUUUAAACCACAUGGCUGACUGUAGAGGGUGCUACUCAUGGGAGUUUUAACCAGCCCGCAAGCCCUUGCCAACAUACCACCAAUUAAAUUGACUCUUCCAUUUGUGUCGCAGCCCACUGCGCCAGGUUGCAGUGGCCUGCUCUUGAGUAUGAGUGCCGGCUAAGUCUUUGUAGAGGUCCAGUUCAUCGCCUUCCAUCAUCCUGGACAUACACUGUGACUGUCUGUUUUUCAUUUCCUGGCCUGUCCCAACCAGGUAAGCCAUGGGUGGUGUGCGCCAAUGACAUGCAAUAGGCACAACCAAAUGGCAGCAUUGCACGUCUAGAUGC